This is a messenger RNA of Lachancea dasiensis, 1596 nucleotides long. The record is from the annotation of a GenBank genome assembly. NCBI's taxonomy places the organism in Eukaryota, Fungi, Ascomycota, Saccharomycetes, Saccharomycetales, Saccharomycetaceae.
AUGGAUGUUGACAACUGGAAAGCUGAGCUGAACAUCCCUAAGAAAGACACCAGACCACAGACAGACGAUGUUCUUGGGACCAAGGGCAACACGUUUGAGGACUUUUUCCUUAAACGGGAGCUUUUGAUGGGUAUCUUCGAAGCCGGAUUUGAGAAGCCGUCGCCAAUUCAAGAGGAGGCGAUUCCUAUCGCGAUCGCCGGCAGAGACGUUCUGGCACGCGCCAAGAACGGAACCGGCAAAACCGCUGCCUUUGUGAUUCCGACCCUCGAGCGCGUCAAGCCCAAGCUCAGCAAGAUUCAGGCCCUGAUCAUGGUACCCACCCGUGAGCUGGCGCUACAGACGUCGCAGGUUGUUCGGACUUUGGGUAAACACUGCGGUAUCUCGUGUAUGGUGACAACAGGUGGUACGAAUUUGAGAGACGAUAUUAUGCGUCUGAAUGAGCCCGUACACAUCUUGGUUGGCACUCCAGGCCGUGUGCUGGAUUUGGCGUCGAGAAAGGUUGCCGACUUGUCCGAGUGUCCUCUGUUUGUCAUGGAUGAGGCCGACAAAAUGUUGUCUCGCGACUUCAAAACCAUAAUUGAACAAAUCUUGACAUUUUUGCCCCCAAAACACCAAUCUCUACUGUUCAGUGCUACAUUCCCACUAACCGUCAAAGAAUUCAUGGUGAAACAUUUGCACAAGCCUUACGAAAUCAAUCUCAUGGACGAAUUGACGUUAAAAGGUAUCACUCAAUACUAUGCUUUUGUCGAGGAGAAACAAAAACUGCACUGUCUCAACACAUUAUUCUCCAAACUACAAAUCAACCAGGCUAUCAUUUUCUGUAACUCCACCAAUCGGGUGGAGCUAUUGGCCAAAAAAAUCACAGAUUUAGGAUUCUCUUGUUACUACUCACAUGCUCGCAUGAAGCAACAAGAAAGAAACAAGGUUUUCCACGAAUUUCGCCAGGGCAAAGUCCGUACCUUGGUGUGCUCCGAUCUACUGACACGUGGUAUUGACAUUCAAGCGGUAAACGUCGUGAUUAAUUUUGACUUUCCUAAAACGGCCGAGACGUAUUUGCAUCGUAUUGGUAGAUCAGGUAGAUUCGGACAUUUGGGGUUGGCCAUAAAUUUGAUCAAUUGGAAUGAUCGUUUCAACCUUUACAAGAUUGAACAAGAAUUAGGCACGGAGAUUGCUGCUAUUCCAGCCCAAAUCGACAAAUCUCUCUACGUGGCCGAAGACAACUCCGCCGUGCCCGUGCCCUUUCCCUUGUCGUCUUUGCCUAGUACGAUGGCUAAUGUUGCGGGUCAACAAUUGCCUCCCCAGGUGACUCAACCGCAAUUUCAUGCUGUACCUCCUCAUCAGCUGGAUCCACAACAACAAUUGCAGCAGCAGCAGCAACAACAACAACAUCAACAUCAACAUCAACAAUUACAACAACACCAAAUGCCUCUUAAUUACCCACCACAACAGUUUGCUUCCCAACAAUACCCACCACAGCCUUAUCCAUCUCAACAGUACGCGGGCCAGACGUAUGCACCACAACCGUUUAUGCAGGGAUCGCCAUCUUUGGACUCUACACCACAGCUUCGCGGUCAUGGAUCUCCUCAAGGCUACUGA